Mycena indigotica is the source of this 543-nucleotide messenger RNA. Its product is annotated as Protein transport protein BOS1. The record is from RefSeq and is a predicted model, not a curated record. NCBI's taxonomy places the organism in Eukaryota, Fungi, Basidiomycota, Agaricomycetes, Agaricales, Mycenaceae. Bases 13 to 543 code for a protein of 176 amino acids. The transcript is spliced from 4 exons.
UCUUUUGCCACCAUGAACUCGUUAUAUACGUCUGGCGUUCGCCAGGUCUCUUCACUCCAAGCCGACCUUGAACGUCUUCGUAAUGGCGAGAACUCUGCCGCCCUGCUUGGGCAGAUUUCUGCUUCUUUUGCUGCAAUGAACCGCACCAUCGACGACUAUGACGCUAUGGCACGACGAGAAAUGAUAAAGGCAAAGCAGGAGAAGGCCCAAAUGCGCGUCCAGAAGUUUCGGUCAGACUACAAUGAGCUGAGGUCUCAGUUCGACCAGCUCAAAUUGCAGGCUUCUGUCGAGCAAGCGGCGCAACAACGAGCAGAUCUCAUUACCGGUACCUCCACGUCGACGACAACGGCCGAUACACGUCGCCGCUUUCAAAAUACGCCUUCAGAACAUUCAACACUUCAUCCUGGUCUACGGCCCCAGGGCGACCAACAUGCCGAAUCACCAUUCAGAACUCCAACUCCACAGCCCGCAUUUGCCUCACGAGAACAACACGCCCCUCAGAGAACACUCGUUCAUCCAAAAUACAGAAUCCAGAUUAGAUGA